Messenger RNA from Entelurus aequoreus (snake pipefish), 1735 nucleotides. RefSeq names its product immunity-related GTPase family, q2 (gene irgq2). Gene Ontology annotation, cellular component: membrane. Bases 35 to 1168 code for a protein of 377 amino acids. Lineage: Eukaryota; Metazoa; Chordata; Actinopteri; Syngnathiformes; Syngnathidae. The transcript has 2 exons. Gene Ontology annotation, molecular function: GTP binding. The record is from RefSeq and is a predicted model, not a curated record.
AGCGUCUUUGGAGUUGGACUGCUGUGACCUAACGAUGGUGGACGUCUAUAAAGGUCUGAACCUGCUGGAGAGUCUCAAGGACUCCAUGGAGAGUAAUAAGUUGUCUGAGGUCAAAGAAGCCGUGGAAGACCUCCUGAUCAGCAGGAUCAACUUGGCCAUAGCAGGCGACCGUGGAGAGGAGAAGACCUCCUUCAUAAACUCCCUGCACGGCCUGUGUCCCGGGGAGGAAGGAGCAGCUCCAACCUCAUCAGCGGUCGAUAGCGAGGACGUGACGUGCUACGUCAACCCCAAACACACAGACUACCGCCUGUGGGACCUCCCUCCUGUCCCUGAUUCGUCUCCGUUCGACUGUGACAACUACAUGGACAGGGUCAAGUUUCUCCGCUACAACGCGGUCUUCAUGGCGUUCACGCAGACGACUCCCCCGCCCAGCGUUGUGGACCUGUUCCUCCGGACUCGCACGUUGCAGCAACAAACGCUCUAUUUGACCCUUUUGGUCUCGGGGAACGAUGAAGACAGGUAUCUCGAAGCAAAAAGGAGAGCUAGUAUGGAGAUGCUGGCGUCCAGAGGGGUGACCCAGCCUAAAGUCUACCUAGUGAGACCUUCCGCCUUGGAGACUUUGGACUUCCCUACCCUGCUGGAGGACAUGACCAAAGACCUUCCUGAAAUCAGAUCAUACGCUCUUUUGAUGGCACUCCCAACACUGACCGCCGCUUUGGUCUCCCAAAAAAAGGAGGCUUUCAAAGCGCUGGUGUGGGCAGCCGCCUCCCUUUCUGGCGGCAUGUCAGCCAUUCCCGUUCCCUUCGUGGCCUCCAUGGUGGACACGAGUGUAGCCGUACGAAUCCUGUCUAAAGCUCAAUUAUCCUUAUGUCUGGACGAUGCAUCGGUGGAGCGACUGGCCCGGCAGCGAGGCGCAGAACCGGCGACACUUAAAGCCUUGCGGACGUGCACGUUGUCCGUGGAGGUCACCAAGGGGGAGGUGAAGAGCCGACUGGCGGCAGCGGAGAGGGACUCAUCCACACUCUCUUCCAAACUGAUGCAGAUGGCUAUACCCACACACGCACGUUCGGCUGGCCGUUCCUUUUCCGCCAUGUUGCACGCCUUAAACAGCGCCAUCGAUGACAUGGCGGCAGAUGCAGAGAAGAUUUUGGCCUUAGCUUUCAGUUAGAGCAGUGGUUCUUAACCUGGGUUCGAUCGAACCCUAAGGGUUCGGUGAGUCAGGCUAAGGGGUUCGGCGGAGGUCAAGACACACCCAACUCAUCGUGUAAAUAAAAACUUCUCCCUAUCGGCGUAUUACGGAUACGGCAACAGCAGAAGUCAUACUGAUUUGCAGGUGUGUAAUUUGUUGUGAGUUUAUGCACUGUUGGUUUUGUUCUUUGAACGAGGUGAUGUUCAUCCACGGUUCAUUUUGUGCACCAGUAAAAAAACAUGGUAACACUUUAGUAUGGGGAACAUAUUCACCAUUAAUUAGUUGCUUAUUAACAUGCAAAUUAGUAACAUAUUGGCUCUUAACUAGUCAUUAUUAGGUACUUAUUAAUGCCUUAUUCGGCAUGGCCUUAUUAUAACCCUAACUCUCUAACCCUAACCCUAACCCUAACCAAAUAACUUUAAAUUAAGUCUUUGUUAUUUAGAAUAUGUUCCCCAUACUAAAGUGUUACCAAAAACAUAUAACUUUGUCUUGAAUUUGAAAAAAAUAAAAUAAUAAUUUUUCACUAAAGAAGGGUUCGGUGAAUGC